This is a messenger RNA of Thamnophis sirtalis, 1716 nucleotides long. The record is from RefSeq and is a predicted model, not a curated record. Lineage: Eukaryota; Metazoa; Chordata; Lepidosauria; Squamata; Natricidae.
GUAUUUAAAUGGACGGAUUUUCAUAAUAGAAGUGCUUCCAAAGAGCCAAGCAGAGGUGGAUGAGGUAGUACUAGUUGGAGAUGUCAUUGAUGAGAUAAAUGGAGCUUCAUUGAGGAAUGCUUGCAAUGGACAGGCUGGUUCAGUACUGCAGAAGCUGAAAGGCAAACCACUAAGCUUUCGCCUAAUCCGGUGGAAAUGGCACGAUGGAGGAAUAUUCAAGCCAUUGUUGCCCUAUCUAAAAGUUCUCAGAGAAAAAAUCCCCAGCUUCCAACUCCAACAUGAACACAAAUCUAAAGAAGAGAAUGAGGAGCGAAGUUUGCAAGGAGGCAGACUCUUGUACAAUCUGCGGUACUUAGGUCAGGCCAAUGUAGGAAAGUAUGGAGGCAAAGAUAUAUUAGACGUAGGCAUACCCAUGGUGUUAGAUAAGCAUUUACCGCAGCAGGAAAUUUUAUUCGACGUCAAAGAAACUGAAGUAAUUGUUCAACACAAAACAACAUCAAAGGUUCUUUUCCGUUAUUCUUAUACAGACAUUUCCUGUGUGGGACGCCGUCUGGAUAACCACAAUCUCUUUGCUUUCUGUAGCUUAGCUUCACCUGACUCUCCAGAUGAUAGCACUUUUGAUUGCCUAGUUUUUGAAUCAAAUUCUGAAGAGGAAAGUGAGGAAAUUAUCAAACGGAUUGCUGCUGGAUUUAAACAUACAGAGUGGUUUGUCUGACAGAUGUGAUGUUCUGCCGCUGGGCUUCUAUCUACUUUGGAGCCUCAUUGGGCUGCUUAAGUCUAAUAUCAAUCAGUGAUAUCUUGAUGGGUCAACUCUUGGAUUAUGGAGUCACUUUGUAUAGAUUAAAAUUCUGUCCAGAUACAAUUGUUCUAGAUAAAUCAAACAGAAGACUCAACUGCUUUUUUAAAAUGUUUACAUUGCCAAUUUUCAGAAUGGAAUAAAAUCAAGCUGAAGCAAUAAGAUUGUUUGCAUAAGGUAGCGUAUCUAUACUGAAAGCAAAACCAGUUUGAUAAAACAAAUCAAAUAACUGAACAGUUUCUCAGCAGGCAACUUUACAUUUUUUUAAAAAAUUUAAAAUACUCAUUAUAGGUCAUCUAACAAGACAUAAUCCUAAAACAAUCUGUACAUUUAUAUUCUCAAACAAAGGGUUGUAAUACUUGGAACAGCUUUUUUUAAAGAGGCAGCACAGAAAGCUGGACUGUUCUUGUCUAGUUUCAUUUAAACGAGUCACCUAAUUAGUCUAGAAACAAGGCUGAAAUAGUUUCUAAGAAACUGAGUAGCAUUUCCUAGUUUAUAAAUUAUUCUGCAAACAUAAGAAUCAAAAUCAGAAAGACUAUUCACUGACUUGUUAUAUAAUUGCUGCAAGCUAAUACUUCAAUUGGGGAUAAAUACAAAGCAUAAACAUGCUUCAACUUGAUUUAAGCAUAAACCCAAGUAGAAAAGCUACUUUUCCCACAACAAUGACAGGACUCAUGUGAAUGUAAAACAUUUAAUUUAAAAAUGUUGACACUACAAUAUAUAAAAUAGCUAUUAUAAAUGCACAUAGUGUAUUCUAUAGCUGCCAGAUUUACUUUUUUUUUUAGGAAACUGCAAGUUACACUGUGGUUAAGACUUGUUCUUUACCCCUUUAGAAAGUCCACAUUCUGUCACAGUGAUGUAUGGUCAGACUUAACAGUCCCAAUUGUUAAACACUUGAAUCAAGUUAUAACCAGUUUUAU